Neltuma alba is the source of this 2433-nucleotide messenger RNA. RefSeq names its product cation/H(+) antiporter 28-like. The record is from RefSeq and is a predicted model, not a curated record. NCBI's taxonomy places the organism in Eukaryota, Viridiplantae, Streptophyta, Magnoliopsida, Fabales, Fabaceae. Gene Ontology annotation, biological process: proton transmembrane transport; regulation of pH. The transcript is spliced from 4 exons. The coding region runs from base 1 to 2433 and encodes 810 amino acids. Gene Ontology annotation, cellular component: membrane; endomembrane system. Gene Ontology annotation, molecular function: antiporter activity.
AUGUCUAAUAGUUCCUCUCAUAAUGGUCAUCUUUUCUUUGUCUCAACAAUAUCCUCAAACCCGUGUGCCGAAAGGCUUGGCUCUCUCAUGUUUUCUGUAGCCAAAAACUUCAUUAUAUUCUUGGCCAUGGUCAUUCUCUGCAAUGGUGUUCAUUAUCUUCUCAAGCCUUAUUCAAUGCCUCGCAUUAUUUCUGACAUCCUCGUUGGUAUGAUUGUGGGCAACAUCGGAUUCCUACGAGAUAUAUACGAAGAAUUCAACAAGACGUUCGGAUUCAUAAUCGAUUUUGUGAUGAUGUUUUACAUGUUUGCUCUGGGAAUAGAAAUGGAUCCUUAUGCGAUCUUCAAACAGCCAUCUCGGGAUGCUCAAAUCGCCUACGCCGGAAUCCUCUCCACCUUCAUUGUCGGCUGCUUCACCACGCCAUUAUUCGAUUUCUUCUCCGGCAAACACAAACUCUACUUCACACUCUGUCUCUCCACUCUCCUCGCCAGCACGGCGUCGCCGGUGUUGACACGUCUCAUCACAAGCCUCAAAAUCAGCAAGUCCGACAUCGGUAAGCUCGUGAUUGCCGCCGGCAUGCACUCCGACUUCCUCUGCUCUCUGCUCCUCUCCAUCGGCUACAUUGCGAUGCCGUUGCCGGUGUUCUGCGAGAAGGAGGCUUACAGGAUGAACGACAGAGGAAAAGCUCGCAUUAAACUGUCCAUUGUUAUGGGAUGUGCAGUUCUAGGGCAAAUGUUGUUCACAGCCAUAGUUUCUCCAAUAAUGAUGAGAUGGGUGAAUAAUGAAAACCCAGAAGGAAAACCCAUGAAAGGUGCACACUUGGUGCUUUCUGUGGCAUUUAUGGUGUUAAUCUGUGCAUCUUCAACUCUGUAUGAUUACAGUCCGAUUCUGAGUGCGUUCAUGGCUGGGAUUUGCUUACCACGUGAAGGUAGGUUAUCGAAGUGGGUCAUCACGAAGAUAAAUUACAUGUUAACUUCGAUUUUCUUUCCUAUAUUUUUCUUGUGGAUGGGUUAUGAGGCUGAUUUAAGGAAGUUUGAGGCUUGGAGGUUGGCGACAUGGAUAAGGUUGUUGAUGUUGGUGGCCAUAGGAAUGGCAAGUAAAGUUGCUGGAACUGUUAUUUCAGGAGCCAUGUUGGGUUUUAAUUGGCCUGAUUCUGUUGCCAUUGGCUUGCUUCUCACCACAAAGGGCCAUUUUCACAUAUACUUAGCCAUUAAAGUGAUGAAAUGUGGGGGAAAUACUACAACUGGAAUAGAGAUGAUAAUUGCAAUCUUUUUCACAGUUCUUCAUUCCCCAUCAGUCGUAGCACACAUUAUCAAGCGAGCUAGAAAAAGAGCUCCAACGCAUCGCAUGGCCCUCCAGUUGCUGGAACCAUCAAGUGAACUCAGAAUACUGCUCUGUGUUCACGGACCACAAAACGUCCCUGCAUGCAUCAACUUCAUGGAGAUUUCCAGAGGAACGACAGACCCAGGAAUGUUCGUUUGUGUCACCGACUUGGUGGAACUCACCGACGAGCUAGCAGCCGCCGCAGAGAAGGCCGAAGGAGGAGGAGAUAAUAAGACUGUGGCUCUAAACGACAGGGCUAUUGCGGCUAACAGAGAGAAAGUGACGAGCUCGUUUGAAGAAUAUGUUGACGAGGAUGGUGAUGGGAUUACUAUUAGGAGAUCCAUGGCGGUGUCGACGUUCAUUAACAUGGCACGUGAUAUUUGCUCUUUAGCUGAUGAACUCAACAUUGCCCUCAUCGUAUUGCCAUUUCAUAGGAGACAUCGUGAGGAUGGAACGCUUGAUGGAGGUAAUCCUGGCUUCAGGCACGUCAAUCGAAAGGUUCUGAAAAGUGCGCCUUGCUCGGUGGGGAUUCUAGUGGACAGAGGUCUAGGAUCCAUCGAGAAGAUACAAAGAACCAGCGUUUCAAUCAACGUGGCAGUCAUCUUCGUCGGCGGCAAAGACGACCGAGAAGCGAUCGCCUACGCCGGCCGAGUUGCGCGGCAUUCCGGCGUGAAACUCACAGUCAUAAGACUUCUAGUAGACACGACGGCGGAGGCAAACAAAUUCUCCGGCCCACUGGGCGUGAACCUAUCGGAGCAAGAACAGGAAAUGGCAUUAGACGACGAGUGUUUUGCACAGUUCUACGAGAAACACAUCGUCGGAGGCCGAAUCGCGUACAUGGAGAAACACCUGGCGAACUCGGCGGAGACGUUCUCGGUGCUGAAAUCGUUUGAGGGAAGGUACUCUCUGGUGAUAGUGGGGAGAGAAGGAGGAGUGAACUCCAUAUUAACGAAAGGGAUGAACGAUUGGCAACAAUGUCCAGAAUUGGGACCCAUCGGAGAUGUUCUUUCAGGUCCAGAUUUUUCAAUCACAGUCUCCGUUUUGAUCAUACAGCAACAUAAGCUUAAAGGAGAACUUGAUGGCUUAGACGACGAUUUCACAGUCAUGAUGUAA